Meloidogyne enterolobii is the source of this 501-nucleotide messenger RNA. The record is from the annotation of a GenBank genome assembly. NCBI's taxonomy places the organism in Eukaryota, Metazoa, Nematoda, Chromadorea, Rhabditida, Meloidogynidae.
AUGUUUAAUUUACAUAUGGCAUUAUUAUCAUUUACAGAAGCAAUGAUUACGAACGACAGGGAUGGAGAUACUCGUAAUAUGCUUAAUGAUGAUUGUUCUGCGAAGGCCGUAACGCCAAUAGAAGCUAUAACUAUUGCGGAGAUGGAAGAAGUUCGUGCUUUCAUAAUUGAACAGCGAAAGAAGAAGGAAGCCGCUGAAGCGCGUUGGAGACGCUCAAUCACAAAAUCAAGUACUACACUAAGUUCAGUAUCUUCCAAAAGCAAGCCGCCCUCCGCAAAAAAGAUGCAAAUUAAAAAAGUCAAAAAAGCUUGCCAUAAUGAUGGAGUGAUAAAGGCAAUUGUUGAGCGUAGCAAAAAUGAAGAAAAUAUUGAGCCCGUUGAUGACGUAAUAAUGGACUAUGAGGAUGAGGAGGAUGAUUCUGAAGAUCCAGACCCCAAUGAAAUCGUUGAUUUAGGCGAUAAUGAGGAAGAGUACAAGAAAAUGAAAUCUGAGCGUUUGUAA